CUGGUUCAAGGAGACUUGAGCUAAGAGACUGUGAAAGCCUCAGAAUCUGAACCCUUAAACAGAUGCAAGUAGCAGAUGAUACAAGAAGUCAUAAAGUUGCAUGUGAUGAGCGAGGCAAGUCUUUAGUUUGAACAAAUGUGACUGCUAGAGAACGGAUAAAAUCACUGUAAUUACAUGCUCUUACUGGUGUACUUCUCACCCCCAUCUUUUGCUGGAGCUGGAUGUCAGAAUCAUUGAUCAGCAAGGUUAUUUGAUCCAUAUCCUGGCUGACUGGCUAGCACAGUUGGCUCUUCUAGCUACAAAGGUGUUGAUGGGGAGAACAUAGGUGACAAAUGGACACAGGAGAGAGGGGAGGCAAAGAAGCAGUACUGGCACACACCAGUGGUUCAUAUCUGCUCUUGAAAGCUUUGUCCACCACACAGAGCUCUACUAUGCCCACAUCCUUUGCAAUUCAGGACUGUUUAGACUUGAGACACCUAAAACAUUAGUUGUUAACAGACAGUUAAAAACCCAACAUGGUUUGUAAAUUAGUUUGAAUAAAGACUGCCUGAAGAAUUCGCUUAGCAUGCUUUUAGUGUCUGUGAAGGCAGUGCUGCAUGUAAAUGUUUCACUACUCCAGUGCUACAUUGUGAAUUUUUUAACUGCUCUGUUAAAUGUGAUUUGUUUUGUUUCGUUAACAGAAUAGCAAUUUUGGGUUGUGACAAACUCGAGCACUUGAGGAACCAAGGUUUCACAGCGGAGAGCCACUGCUUUCACAAGUUCUGACUUCAGCCAGUCUUCCUUGAAUUCUGGUGUGUGCGAGUCCUUGGUGGAGGUUGCAUAUAUACAUGUUUUCAUGAAGAGAAGUGAGAAGCCAGAAGGUUAUAGACAAAUGAGGCCUAAAACUUUUCCUGCCAGUAAUUAUACUGGCAGCAGCCAGCAGAUGCUACAGGAAAUACGAGAGAGCCUCAGGAAUUUGCCUAAACCCUCAGAUGCUGCUAAAGCUGAUCACAGCAUGGGCAAAAUGUUACCUGAAGAUCCUAGACAAGGCCGAAAUCCCCCCAAAUUUGUAACAUAUCAUAAGGUUUUGCAGGAGAUAAGAAACUCACUUCUGCCUUUUGCAAAUGAAGCCACCUCAGCUGUCAAAGGAACAUCAGAAGUUAAUCGACAGAUGCUGCAAGACUUGCAAGCUGCUGGCUUUGAUGAGGAUAUGGUUAUACAAGCUCUUAGACAAACUAACAACCGUAGUAUAGAGGCUGCCAUUGAAUUUAUAAGUAAGAUGAGCUACCAGGAUCCUCGUCGGGAACAGAUGGUUGCAGCAGCAGCAAGACCUGUAAACGCAGGUAUGAAACCACCAGCAGGGGCUGUGCAGCAGUCAGUGAACCGCAAGCAGAGCUGGAAGGGUUCUAAGGAGUCCCUGGUUCCUCAGCGACAUGGCCCUUCCCUGGCAGAGGGUGUGGUUUAUCGCUCGGAAAGUCCCAGCUCGCAGCCUGAUGUAGGAAGGCCAUUAUCUGGAUCCGGCAUUGCGGCAUUUGCUCAGGCUCAUCCUGCCAACGGACAAAGAGUGAAUCCCCCACCUCUACCGCAGAUAAGGAGUGUCACACCUCCUCCUCCACCUCCUCGGGGGCAGACACCCCCUCCAAGGGGAACUACUCCUCCACCUCCUUCCUGGGAGCCAAAUUCUCAAACGAAGCGGUACUCUGGAAACAUGGAGUAUGUGAUCUCCCGUAUUUCUCCAGUGCCACCAGGAGCAUGGCAGGAUGGUUAUCCACCUCCACCUAUGAAUCCUCCUCCUAUGAAUUCAUCUGCACAGGGGCAGAGAGGCAUGAGUGCUGUCCCCAUUGGCAGGCAACCAAUAAUCAUGCAGAGUUCUGCCAACAGCAAAUUUAGUUUUCCCUCAGGAAGAGCUGGAAUGCAAAAUGGCAAUUGUCAGGCAGAAUUCAUAGUUCACCAGAAUGUGGUGUCUGGAAAUUCAGUGAGUCGCCAGCCACCCCCGUACCCAAUGAAUCCAACUAACAGGCAGAGUCCCACAGCACUACAGAUGCAGGCAGGAGGAUCUGCUCCUCCUUCAGCAUACACCAAUGGGAAUAUUCCUCAGGCAAUAAUGGUGCCAAACAGAAACAGUCACAACCUGGAACUUUACAACACCAAUGUGGCUGGAAUACCUGCAUCCUGGUCACAGCCUUCUGCCGUGCAGCCGCAGUCAUCGCCGGGCAAUGGGCACGACAUGCCUGCGUGGCAACCCAGUAUUCCCGUGCGCUCCAACUCCUUCAACAACCAUCACGGCAGUAGGCAGAGUCACUCGGGCAGCUCCCAGCCUUCAGCCACCACAGUGACAGCCAUAACGCCAGCUCCUAUUCAGCAGCCAGUGAAAAGCAUGCGAGUGUUGAAACCAGAGCUACAGACUGCCCUGGCACCCACUCACCCUUCCUGGAUGCCGCAGCCCAUGCAAACCGUUCAGACCAUUCCCUUCUCCGACAGUCCCUCUACCAAUAUGGCAGUUAUGCCUCCUGUUGCGGAGGCUCCAAAUUACCAGGGUCCCCCACCACCUUACCCUAAACACUUGUUACACCAGAAUCCUUCUGUCAAUCUGUAUGAGGCGGGAUCCAAGCUCAACAAGGAGGAGCCACCUCCUUUAUCCAGGGAGGAUGAGAAUGAAAAGAUUUAUGAAUGUGUUGAUUCAACAGAUAAAGAAAAGAAACAGAUUACAACCUCACCUGUUCCUGUUAGAAAAAACAAGAAAGAUGAAGAAAGAAGAGAGUCUCGCAUUCAAAGUUAUUCCCCUCAAGCCUUUAAAUUCUUCAUGGAGCAGCAUGUGGAGAAUAUACUCAAGUCACACCAGCAACGUUUGCACCGGAAAAAACAGCUAGAGAAUGAAAUGAUGCGGGUUGGAUUGUCACCAGAAGCCCGGGAUCAAAUGAGGAAAAUGUUGUGCCAGAAAGAGUCAAAUUACAUUCGGCUAAGAAGAGCUAAAAUGGACAAGUCAAUGUUUGUAAAAAUUAAAACCCUGGGAGUUGGUGCGUUUGGAGAAGUUUGCCUAGCAAGAAAGGUGGAUACUAAUGCUCUAUAUGCAACAAAGACUCUGAGGAAAAAAGAUGUCUUGCUUAGAAACCAAGUUGCUCAUGUUAAAGCUGAGCGGGAUAUCCUUGCAGAAGCUGAUAAUGAAUGGGUAGUUCGCCUGUACUAUUCAUUCCAAGAUAAGGACAAUUUGUACUUUGUAAUGGACUACAUUCCAGGAGGUGAUAUGAUGAGUCUCCUAAUUAGAAUGGGUGUCUUCCCAGAAAAUCUGGCACGGUUCUACACAGCAGAACUGACGUGUGCAGUUGAGAGUGUUCAUAAAAUGGGCUUCAUCCACAGAGAUAUUAAACCUGACAAUAUCUUGAUAGACCGUGAUGGUCAUAUCAAACUGACUGACUUUGGGCUCUGUACUGGUUUUCGAUGGACCCAUGACUCAAAGUACUACCAGAGCGGUGAUCACACCCGUCAGGACAGUAUGGAUUUCAGCAGUGAGUGGGGUGACCCAGCCAACUGCAGGUGUGGGGAUCGGCUGAAGCCACUGGAGCGCAGGGCAGCGCGGCAGCACCAGCGCUGCCUGGCCCACUCCCUGGUGGGCACACCCAACUACAUUGCACCUGAAGUGUUGUUACGGACAGGUUACACACAGUUGUGUGACUGGUGGAGUGUUGGAGUAAUUCUCUUUGAGAUGCUAGUGGGGCAGCCUCCAUUCCUGGCACAAACGCCACUGGAAACACAAAUGAAGGUUAUCAACUGGCAAACCGCACUUCAUAUUCCCCCUCAGGCUAAAUUGACUCCAGAGGCCUCUGACCUCAUUAUUAAACUCUGCCGAGGGCCAGAAGAUCGUUUGGGCAAAAACGGUGCAGAUGAAAUAAAAGCUCAUCCAUUUUUCAAAACAAUUGAUUUUUCCAGCGAUCUGCGGCGACAGUCUGCUUUCUACAUUCCCAAAAUUGCUCAUCCCACGGACACAUCAAACUUUGACCCGGUUGAUCCAGAUAAAUUGUGGAGCGAUGAUGAUAAGGAGGGGAACAGAAAUGAUACCCUCAAUGGGUGGUACAAAAAUGGAAAACAUCCUGAACAUGCUUUUUAUGAGUUCACCUUCCGAAGGUUUUUUGAUGACAAUGGCUACCCAUACAACAAUCCAAAGCCCAUUGAGUAUGAGUAUGGUAGUUCCCAAAACUCAGAACAGCAGUCAGAUGAUGAUGAUGAUGAUGAACAGGCAAGUAGAGGAGUUCAGAGUCGUGAUCUGGUUUAUGUUUAGUAGAGCAAUAAAGUUCAGAGUCGUGAUCUGGUUUAUGUUUAGUAGAGCAAUAAUUGAAAUAAAAUUAUUUCAAUUGAUUAUUGAAAUAAUCAAUUCUGCAGCUUUAGAUUUUGAAAAGUCUCUUCCUUUAAGAGAACUGAAAGAAGAUUUCUAGGGUAAAUAUGUGCACACUUCUUUUUAAAUGCUAAAAAAAUUAUUUUUCCACUUUCCCUCUCUGUACAUUUUGUUUCCCUAGAAUACAGGGAAAUGCUUCUUGAGAAUUAAUUUAUUCCAGUGAUGUUAAUUGUUUAAUUUAGAAUUUGAUGUUAGGUUAAAAAAAAAUCACUUGAAUAUUGUUAUUGGUCCUCUGUACUCUAAGUACUCAAAAUAGGAAAUAGUGAUUUUUUUUUCCCUAAGAUGCCUGGUAUCUAUUUAUACAUAUAGUGAAUAAUUUUAGAGAACAACUCUCUGUUUCAGAAUUUUUAAUCACAGUUUUUCCAUGCAUUGACCAAAUAUAAAACUUCCUUUAUGCUAAUAAAGUUCUCUGAUACAUUUCUGUAGAGAAAAAAAAAGGCUGCUGUACCCUGACUUCUCACUGUAUUUAGCCUUAUUACUCACAGUGUUGGAAAAACAGCCACCUAUUUGGUGCAAUGUUUCCAGCUGCUGUGGGAGUGGCCUAGUUCUCAGCUUUGAAAUAAGAAAGUGUCAGUCUUGGCUGUAGUAUGAUUGUGAGAUGAUAAAACACUAGCAGUAGUAUUUUAUUAAAUAGUAAUUGGAUUUGAUAUUAGUAACACUGUAGCAUGUGACUGGUACUCUCAAAGCAGGACUGCUCACUCAGAAACAACUUGAUUGUCUCUUGUCAUCAGUUCUCCUAUAGAUGUAAGAGGAAAAGAAGCCUUAGAAACAACACUUUCUGAAAUCUAGUUCAAUUUUCUGACUACAACCAAACUGUAAAAUGUGUACAGUGCUGCUUUAGUUGGAAUUUUUAGUUUGAAAAAUAAAUUUUAGAGUAGUGUCUUUAUGAUAAAUUUGAGAUAGUAAUGGGGAAAUAUUCUAAAUUAUGACUUUUGAGACCAUUUGCCUUGGCUGGAACAGUUUGCUCCUGGUUACCCAGGCACUGAGGAGAAGGGCUGUGCACAGGUCUGUCUGAGCUGGCAGUACAGUUUCAAUGCUCUGUCUUUCACAGCUUGGAUCAGAACGGAAUUAGGAACUGACUGCUGUGCCUGCUGCCUUCUGCAUUAGUUUCCAUAAUUUCCAGCAGCAGAUGCUCAGGUAUCUCCUAGGGUCUCAUGGAGGGUACUGAGCCUGUUAAAGUUAUGUAGAGCAGGAUGGGAGCAUCACUCUAAGCAGCUUCAGUGAGACAAGAACAGGAGUUAAGUGUUGAAAGGCAGAAAGAAUUACGGUUUUACCACUAUCCUUCUUUUUCCUGAAAUAUAUGCAGUGGUAAAAAAAGUGCACUAUUUUUAGUAAACUUAAUGUCUUUUGAAACAUUUCUUCUUCAUUGGAAUCUAAUUCCAAUGGAUAAUCUAAUAACAUGCAUGUAAGCAUUACUGCUUUCCUAAAUUAUUAUUUGUGCCAUUGCACUGGCAUUGCAACUAUCUAAACAUCAUGAAAUUGGUGUUCAUAGCUGUUCCUGCAGCCAGCAUCAGUUGCCAGCUUACUUUUCUCACCAGGCUGGUUUGUUUGCUUAUGGCCAUUUGUUGUCUUUCUGUGCUCCAGUCCAUGUCUCUGUUUCUGCCAGUGCAACUGUGUCUAGUGCUGUCCUAAAUACUGGAUGACUGAAGAAAGUGCUUGUUGGUUGUCAUUUGGAGUUUCCUUUCUUGUGAGUGUGGUCAUUUGAGUGAUCCAGUUUCUGGUGUGGUCCAAAAAUGAUUUUUAUUGACAUAACUGAGGGAACUGCAGCAGGUUGGCAGUGAGGAAGCUUCUUGAACGUACUUUGUCACAGAAGAAAAUGUUUGUGGAAGUUCACCCCUCUGCUGUGAAGCAUUUAUAAUGGUUAGAAGAUGGUUAUGAGAAAUUGUUUUCUCAAACAAGUAGUUAGUUAGUUGCUUACUAUAAUGAAAAUGAGUUUGCAGCUUAAUAAAGCGAUUCCUGUUCUGCCUUUCCCACAGCUGUUGAAAUAGAGUAGCUUUUAAGAUUAAUUUCAUUUAGCUUAAUUAUUGUAAAAUGGCUGCAGUGCAUAACUACUCCAUUUUAUAUAUUAUGUAAAAAAGAUUGCUUUUCAUGUAAAUAAACUUUAAAGAUUAUCCUACUUCAUAGUAAGUAUCCCAGUAAAACUGGUCUACUUGUCUUGGAGCAAAGAAUAAUAUAUUGCUGGUUAAAGGUAAUUUAAUCAAGCCUGCCCUCACCAUUUUUGAAGUGUGCAGAGAAAAUAAUGUCAAUUCAUUAAAUUGACUCUUAAAAUUGCCUUUUCAGCUGAGUAUAUCUCUCCUCUGCCUGCACUAUACUAUGGUGUAUUCCUGUUUAAUACUAUUACUGAUCCUGGGCAAUUUAAAAAUAAUUCUAAAAAAGAAUAAAGAAGUGUCCUGUAAAGGCACCAUUGGUCUAAAAAGAAAAACCAAUUGCUUUUAUUAAAGGAAGUCGUUGAUUCUUUUAAGGACGUGUGUAAGUACUGAAAUACUAAAUACUCUUUUGCCUUUUUAAAACAAAUAUGGGAAGUGCUCACAACUUUGGAAUUUGGUAGAUGCUUCUGGCAUUUUCUAAUAUCAUGUGUUAGAAGUUGUAAUGUUCCUUGUUUGAAUUUUGCCACCUAUAUGCUGCAGUAUUAUGUAUUUCCUUGCAAGAAGUGCAGUUCAUUACAGUCCAGGUUCUCCUCUGAGAAAGUUACACAUGAAUGUUGUCACAACUCUCCAGCACACUCUGCCUUACCCAUGUUUUGAAACUGGACGUUUCAUACAUAGAUUCAGAGUCUGUUGAGAUUCUUCAUAGUUGCUGCUUAAAACAUGGGUGUUUCACUGGUGACCUACAAUGGGGAUUGGUUUGUACAGGCAGUGGAGAAGAGAGGCUCCUAGCCAGCAGCUGUGGAAUUCUGCAGUAAGUUUUAGUUCAGGUUACCUUUACUUUGUAAAGCAUGAAAACAAGUUUCUCUUUUAUGUGCCCUUGUAUACAUAUUAAUUGUAUUUAUAAAAUGUUCUAUAAUCCUAUAACUUGUACUGUAAAUACUAUUGGAUAUUCAGUGGCAUUCUAUCCUCGGGCAGGCCCUCUUGCUGUAUCUUUUCUAUCCUCAAUUUGUAAUGGAAUCUAUAGAAUUUAUGGCUAGAAAGUCUCUUUGAGACUGAUGUAUCUUCCGCUGUUGCAAAAACUGUGAGUGGGAAUGAUUUAUUUAGACUCCUUUUAAUAUUAUUCAGCUGAUAGGCAGUGCAGUGGGUGGGUUCUUAGAUUAUGCUGCUGUCACUGAAGAUACUAUUAGGCUUUUGCUUCAGAUGUUGUGGGUGUUUCAGAUCAGACCUUUAAAUCUGUUUGCUUUAUUUCAGCCAAAGCAAAAAAGAUAAUGAGUUGGGUCAAUGUCAUAGUAAAAUGUUUUGAAUGCCUUAAGAUGAUCAUGAUAAAGGCACUAUUCAAGUUUACUGAUUUAUAUAUAUCUCUGUAGAUAUAUAUAGACAUACUCUGUGUGUAUAUGUAUAUAUAAUGUCCUUUUUGUAUUAUAAGACUGUCAGUUCUUUUGGAUUCUGCUAUUAAAUACAUAGACCAUCCCGCAA
Messenger RNA from Camarhynchus parvulus, 7932 nucleotides. RefSeq names its product large tumor suppressor kinase 1 (gene LATS1). Bases 836 to 4255 code for a protein of 1139 amino acids. Gene Ontology annotation, cellular component: spindle pole. The record is from RefSeq and is a predicted model, not a curated record. NCBI's taxonomy places the organism in Eukaryota, Metazoa, Chordata, Aves, Passeriformes, Thraupidae. Gene Ontology annotation, molecular function: protein binding; protein serine/threonine kinase activity; ATP binding. The transcript has 7 exons. Gene Ontology annotation, biological process: G1/S transition of mitotic cell cycle; peptidyl-serine phosphorylation; positive regulation of apoptotic process.